This is a messenger RNA of Chelonia mydas (Green sea turtle), 6271 nucleotides long. It is a transcript of the gene TMEM41A, whose product is annotated as transmembrane protein 41A. The transcript is spliced from 5 exons. Bases 3786 to 4523 code for a protein of 245 amino acids. The record is from RefSeq and is a predicted model, not a curated record. NCBI's taxonomy places the organism in Eukaryota, Metazoa, Chordata, Testudines, Cheloniidae.
CGAGCCGCCGGUGGGUCACGUGAUCGGCGGCCGCGAACCGCCGGUACCCGGCGCUCUUGGCGCUGUAGCUCCCGCGCCGGGAUGCGGUCGCUCUGCGGUUUCCUGGCGCUGCUCGGGGCCGCUUCCUGCGGCCUCUACCUGCUGUCGGCGCGGCUGCGCCCGGGGGGCCCGCUCGGGGCCGGCAGGUGGGUGACGGCCGGGCCCAGCCCCCUCUCCCCCAGCUCGGCUCCGGUCCUGCCCUCUCUGGCCCGGGGAAGCGGCUCCUCCCUGCUGCGGGAGCCGCCCACAUCUCGCCCCCGUGCCUGACGGCGCCGCUCUCGCUGUGGGCCCGGGACCCCCGGGUCACCAGAGCUGGGCGCGAGCGCCCGGGGGCUCCCCAGGCUCGUGGUGCUGCCGCCAGCGCCCGGUGCCCGUGGUGUGGGGCACAGGGCCGGGCCUGCAGGCGGGGUGCUGGGGUCCGGGAGCAUGUGGGCCAGGGUGGGACCAACAGGCCGGGCCAUCUAGGGCUUUACUGCACCUGCAGCCCACCGUCUCAGCAUCCCGGAGCCGCUUUCGAGAAAACCCUUCGACCCUCGCUUCGUCCGUCUGUCACCGCGCCGACAGAAUUUGCAGGGUGGCGGCGCUGUGGGAAAUGGGCUUUGCUGAGGGACUGCUGUGAUGCCUUGGGUGUCCUGGAGGAAAGCCCAGAGGAGAAUGACUGUUGUGAUCUAAUGCAUGUGCACAUUUUGCAAUGGAAAAUGGCAACUUUCAGGUGCAUGCACUAUUUCCCCAUGUGAAAAGAUUUUAAAUGACUCGAGUUAGGAGGGUUUUCUCUGUCUGAUUUUGACUGAGGGUAAUGUUCAGGAUGAACGGGUGAAAUAUUGGAUUUUUGUUGGCCUGUUAAUAUAGGGUGGCAGCCUAAAAAUAUAUCCCCACCAUGUGAUGAUCUUUGCAGGGUGUGAAAUCCAUAGAAAUAUGGUGUUGCAUGUUCUGAGCUAUGUUUAGCCAUAGUAAGUCAGUGUGAAAUCAGAUCUUUGAGAAGCUUUGAAACUAACAAUGUUAGUGCCUGUCAUCUUCGGCUUGACAUACCCUCCUAGGAUCCUUCAUCUAUCCUGACUGCUAGGAAUUGGCAGAUGUUUUGUGUUUUAUUCCUUUGAUUUAUAUUGUAGCAAGAAAGGUCCCUCUCCAAAGCUGUAGGUGUCCUUGAUACUUCUUUAAAACAACAAAUAGCAAAAAGGCAAGUGCUCCAGCAAAUUCCAUUAUGCACCAGCAAUAGCUGACUGAUGGUAUGUCUAUGCUAUGGGGUUAUGCCGACAAUGUCGGCAUAACCCCGUAGCACAGAUGCAACCUACACCUGCAGAAGAGGUUUUUCUGUCAGUGUAAGAGUGCCACAUCCCUGAUGAUGAUAGUAUUCUUACAUUAACAUAGAUGUGUUUGCACUGGGGGCUAGGGUGGUAUAAGUAUGGCAUUCAAGGGUUUGAUUUUUUUUUCACACCUGUUGUCCACUUAGCUAUGUUGACCUUUUAAAUGUGGACCAGGCCUAGCCCUUACAGCAGCACUAUAUAAAGAAAAUACCCUGCUUCUGAAAUAGCAGCCCUCAGGUAGUGUCCCCCAUCCCAAAAGCCCCUGUAAAAGGAGAGGCUGUGUAAUGUGCUCUGAACGGCAACACAUUUGGGCCAUAUGACACCUAGGAAGAGUGAAUUCUGACGUGGAGGACCCUCAUAGAGAAUACCCCGCUUCUGGCUCCUCAGAACCAAAGGGCCUUCUGCUUCUCUGCACUGUGACACUAUGGUCCUGGGAGAGUGACUGCUCAAGUAGGCAGGUGCAAGGCCAGGUAACUCUUAGUUAAACUACCUUUUUUUUUUUUUUUUUUUUUUUUUUAACAGCAAGCACAUAAAAGCCUAGACACAUGCGGUCUAUCUCUAGUUGGGAUUCCUUUCGAUUUUUAGCUCUGCCUAACAAAGGUUUGGCCAGCUUUGAGCCCUUUGUUGCCCCAAAACCAGGAAUUACCACCCAGAAAACAAGUCAGAGCAAGCAAUAGCCCACCCUACCCACAGGUACUAGCUCUCAUUGCAUCACUUAACUGUGGAUUCUAAUAUACCGUUUGCUAUGUGUUACCUGAGUUUGUUCUCUAGGCCCCUGUGAUCUUUGGGGCAGAACCUCAGCUGGUGCAAAUUAUCAUAGCUCCACUGAGGUCAAUGGCGCAAGGACAAUUAAUAUCAGCUGAGGAUCUGACCCUGCUGAAGACCUGCUCAUGACUUACUGCUUGGGGUGAAACCAGGUGACUUGUACUGACCAGUAACUCUUUCUAGCUGAAUGUUAUUUUGCCAAUAAGGUGCAAAAAGGUCUCUGACGGUCAAGGGUAGAACGCUGUUGUGGAGCAUGGCAAGUGAAAAACACAUGCGUGCACACAGUGAAAACUCCUUUAAUGAUGAGAUAUGUGUAGAGAUGUGGACUCCCCUCUCGAACUGAAUGCCAGUGUGUGGCCCCUCGCACAGACUGACAUAUUCCAGACUGCUAUCUGGCUCUGUAGAAAGGAUAUGGUGUUCUUUAAAUGAACUGUAUAGGCCAGCAGAGGGCUGGGCGUUCUUUUACUUUUUCAGAGAGAAGAGGGCUAACAGAUGCUUAGAGGUAGGACAAAAGGCAGGAGACUUGAAUGGGUCCCCUUGGUUUUUCUCUCUCUGAGUGAAUUAACUCAUUGACUCUGCGACGGGAUUCAGGCCAUGAUAUCUAAGAAUGGGUAUCUGUCUGUUAAGCUCAUUUUAUCUUUCUCUGUAACAGUUUCCCCAAGCUUGAAUAAAUCCUGAUAGCUGUGCAGAUUUUGUAUGGUUGACAAUUGUUUACGAUACGUACUUUGAUGGUGAUAGUAGAUGCACUCUCUCUUUAACUGCGUUGCAUUUUAUGGGUGUUUCAGACAACAAUGGACAAGUGUCCCCUGCUGGUCUUCCCCAGUCAGGUCGGAUGCUAGUCCAAAGAGUAGAUUGUGGAACACAGUGAUACCAACAGCCCUUGUCCAACCAGAGACAAUUCAGUGUUUGAACUCUCCAGAAAUCACUCUGCAGCCACAGAAGCAGGUGGUUCUGUCGGAAUCUGCUUGGUGUGUUGGAGUUUUGUUGCUUACAGAGUAACAGCUGUUUCCUAUUCGUUCAUUCAUCAGCAUAAAUCAUCUGAGUGAGACUUAGUGGAUACAGUGGUAGAAGCAAAGAAACUUUUGCACACCCACAGCAUGAGAUUUCAAGAUAUGUUAUGAAGCAGUUUGUCCAAUUCAGUGUGAGAUUUCUGCCACUUGAGCUUUCUCCAUCAGUUGCCAGAGGAGAGAUGUAACCCAUGAUGACCUGUGAGGUGGAAACCAAUAAGGAAGAUGCACAGCACUUAACCAGUAGUGGAAGGUAAAAGAUCUUCAUACAGUCCUAUUCAACCAGCAGAAGGGUAUGAACAAUAUUCUUCUUCAAGAAAUGACCAGGUCCAAUUAAUCCCUGAGGAAGGGCCAUCAAAGUGCCUAGCCCCAACCUCAAAUUGCAGGAGGCAACAGUCAGUCCCUGCCAUGGGUAAAAUCUCCAGUUGUCACACCUCCAUACUCAGCCCAAACACCAGAUCCAGAGGGCAGCCAGUGGUAUGAGACGGGCCAGCAGCAACCUGGGAUAGUCAGUGCCAUGGUGGCCAAGAGAUCCUGGCAGUGGUGUCUCCAGCACGUCCUCUGUGAGGAAUGUCGGCUGCUUGCACGCAGCAUGGUGAUCUGUGCACUGGCUCCAGUCCCAUCUAGUGAUGUCCUGGAUGCUGUUUUCAGUCCUGCUUCAGGGUAGGAGAUGAAUGCUCCAGGCUGGAUGCAAACAGUACUGUUAAUUUUCAGUUUGCUGAAGACCAGGUCACUCAAGUUCCCAUCAGACCUGGAGGAGCUGCGAGAGCUUGCAGAGUUUCUACAGUAUUAUAAGCAAGAGCACCAGAGCUAUGUGCUGCUGCUGUUCUGUGCUGCCUACCUCUACAAGCAAUCCUUUGCCAUCCCCGGCUCCAGCUUUCUGAACAUCCUCGCUGGGGCUCUGUUUGGACCAUGGAUGGGGCUUUUGCUGUGCUCUGCUUUGACUUCCGUGGGUGCCACCUGCUGUUACCUGCUCUCCGGGGCCUUUGGAAAACAGUUUGUAGUCUACUGGUUUCCUGAUAAAGUGGCCAUGCUGCAAAGAAAGGUGGAGGAGAACAGGAGCUGCUUAUUUUUCUUCUUGUUGUUUCUGAGACUUUUCCCCAUGACCCCAAACUGGUUUCUGAACCUGGCGUCUCCGAUCCUGAACAUCCCGGUUUCUCAGUUCUUCUUCUCCGUCCUUAUCGGUCUGAUCCCCUAUAACUUCAUCUGUGUGCAGACGGGUGCCAUCCUCUCACAGAUCACCUCCCUGGAUGCCAUUUUCUCCUGGGGCACGUUGUUUAAGCUACUGGCCAUAGCCAUGGUGGCGUUGAUACCAGGCACCCUGAUUAAGAAAUUCAGCUGGACACACCUGAAAUUAGAUGAAAAGGACCAGAGCGUUUCCCUGCUCAACGGCAGAAAGAGCUCAUGAUGGACCGGGCGCAGCAGCUGCUCAGAAUACCGGAUUGUGCAUUUAUGGGGAUGGUGCAAUCCUCAGCAACCAGAUAGUGUUUUAACUUGCUGCCUGCACUGCCUCUUCUCUGCACAGGUCAAGGCAGAGGACAACUGCAGUUCUUAAAUCUUUUUAAAUCUAGGAGGAGACGUGAUGGUCUCGUUUUAAAUGGUGCUUGUAUAAAUGUGAAUGUCUGGGUUGCUGGGGAGCUGCCAGUGGGCUUUGGAAAAAUCUACGGGGCCAUUUUCUGACCCUGGUGAAGUGCUGCCACAUUUAGUGCCAUACUGGAGCUCCUGGCCUCCACAGAGGUUUGCCAAGUGUGUCCGGUGCUCUUGGGCUCUCUGAAGUGCUGGUGACUGGCAUUCUCAUGGCAGUUGGUUUAAGAUGGCUGUGGUGGAGGUAGAGCUUAGUGAGGACUGGGCUGGCUGUGAUAAACGAGCCACUUGUGUGCCCACCUGCACAGCGAAAGCAGCUCUGCUUGCCCUGGCACACGGAGUUCAGGUCUGUUCAGACAAGGCCUCCUGCAAGGCUGCAGUGUGUCACUGCCUCCUUCCUCCCCAGUCUCCGUGUGCUGUGCAGUGGGGCUUUCACUGGAGCUGAGCUAAUGCUACAGGCUCGAGGGUUAACAGGCCCCCUGCCAGGGUGAUUGUGCCUGGGGGUACUGGGGAGCUUGUGCCUGGGGUACUUACCAUGCUGGAGCCCAGACCAGACUUCCCCUUGCUUGGUUCACAAGGAUCGUGGUUCCUGUUGUUUUGGAUUCAGGAGAGCACAAGUGCCCUUGCUGCAUCCACAGCUGGCCUGCUCCUUUCCUUCUGGCACAGGGUACUUCUCGGCACACCUCAGCCCCACCCCACCCAGAUCCUUUCCUGUGAUUGCUUGUUGCUCUACAGCUCACUUCAGUGGCUGCAUGUUUCCCACCGUAGAAUCCCCCCUCCCCACCGGUUGCUGUAUUCUUCAGUGUCAUUCUUUUAAUGCUUCCAAAGGAAUCAGAAUAGCUGUACUUCCUCUCCCAGGGAAGACCAUUGCAUCCUCAUCCCUUGUAGCCUGCCUCCAGCAGUGGCCAAUAAAUCCCCAGUAUUUCAGCAGAAGAUACAAAAUCUCCUGCUGCUUCCAUAAUGCCCCUGGCCAUGUGUGCAAUUCUGUGCAUGGAAAGAGACUGCCUGCUUGAGAAAAUGGAUACACAGCUCCAGAAGUAGCUUCGCUUGGUUAUCCAGCCUGUCUGGUCCAGAGUCAGUGUUCCUGGGUUUACUGGAGUAUAGUUUCUUAAUGCAGGAAACCAGCACUAAACCUGGUUACUUCACAGCCAAGCCCUGAGCUUUUUACAUGCCUGUUUCUGAACAGAGGAAAUCCCAGGAGUAGUAUCUCCAGGGAAUCGGUCUCAGCAUCACUUGUGCCAUCCAAGUGUUUGGGGAAAUAGCAAAUCUUUCUGUCUGUAUUUAGCUGUUCAGGAGCUGUGUCCUGCUGACAAGGUUUCAUACUGAGCAAUGGACUUCUCUGCAGCGAGGUUGUGUCUGUGCCUGUGGCAGAUACCAUGUGGGGUGCAUUGUGAAUCAGCUGCUCCUUAGACAAGAAGACUGAAGGAAACGCAGCCCAGAAAUCCCUGGCUGCUGAAGCCCGGCUGAGUGGUGAUUUGUCUCCUUGCCUGGUCUCACCAAGUGCCUUACCACCCAGGUGUCUGUGUUUACAUGUAAAUUACUGCAUCUCAAAUAAAUGGUGGUGAAACUUUA